UGUUUCGCGAAGCGUUCCGCAGCUUCCGUUUGUUGCGCACUUCUCAUUGGCUGUCGGCUUGUUUGGUGUUUUCGCGGGUUUUCCGUGUUGUCAAGCGCUGUUGUUGCUGGCAAAGCUACUAGAUGUUUAGUUGAAUUGGAACAAUUUAAGUAAUACUCCUUUUACGGUCCUGUGGCAGUGUUCUUUUGGUUAUUGUUUUAGUUACUGUCAAGCACGUGUACCAGCCAUGGGAAUUAAGGGCCUGGCCAAAUUGAUCGCUGAUGCGGCGCCUUCAGCUCUCAAGGAGUGUGAAAUCAAGAGUUACUUUGGCAGAAAGGUUGCUAUUGAUGCAUCCAUGUGUAUCUACCAGUUUUUGAUUGCUGUACGCCAAGAUGGAAAUGUCCUUCAGAAUGAAGAAGGUGAAACAACAAGCCACUUGAUGGGUAUGUUUUACCGCACCAUUCGCAUGGUUGAAAAUGGAAUCAAACCAGUUUACGUGUUUGAUGGCAAGCCACCUCAUCUGAAAUCUGGAGAGUUGGAGAAGCGAAGUGAAAGGCGGGCAGAAGCAGAAAAAAAGUUGGAAGCAGCUCAGGAAGCAGGUGAGGUGGAGGAGGUUGAGAAGUUCACAAAGAGGCUGGUAAAAGUAACCCAACAGCACAAUAAGGAAUGCAAGAAGCUGCUGAGGCUCUUGGGAAUCCCUUAUGUAGAGGCUCCAUGUGAAGCCGAAGCUAGCUGUGCAGCUUUGGUGAAAGCAGGGAAAGUAUAUGCUACUGCAACAGAAGACAUGGACGGUCUGACAUUUGGGACACCAAUACUGCUGCGGCGUCUAACCGCUAGUGAAGCAAAAAAGCUUGCAGUUCAAGAAUUCCACAUAAACAAAGUACUUCAAGAAAUGGGGCUGACACAUGAACAGUUUGUAGAUCUCUGCAUAUUGUUGGGGUCCGAUUACUGUGAAACAAUCGGCGGAAUAGGACCAAAGCGGGCAAUAGACUUGAUCAAGCAACACAAAACUAUUGAAGCCAUUUUAACGCACAUUGACAGUAAUAAAUACUCUAUCCCAGAAGGCUGGCUGUACAAAGAGGCACGGCAGUUAUUCUUAAAUCCUGAGGUUGUGGAUGCUGAAGCUAUGGAGCUGAAGUGGAAUGAACCAGAUGAGGAGGGUCUUGUCAAGUUCAUGUGUGAAGAGAAGCAGUUCAGUGAAGAACGAAUAAGAAAUGGUACAAAGAAACUUAUGAAGAGCCGGCAGGGCAGCACCCAGGUGCGAUUAGAUGAUUUUUUCAAAGUCACAGGGUCACUUACGUCAGGAAAAAGAAAGGAGCCAGAGCCAAAAGGUUCAGCAAAGAAGAAAACCAAAGCAGCUGCCGCUUCUGGAAAAUUCAAAAAAGCAAAAUAAACUACAAAUCACAGACUUUUUAAUUUUAAGUUAGUCCAUAUCCUCCUAGUUCUGAUUCUGAAAUCACUUUUGAGUUGUGGAAGCCAUCCCUACUGCUAAGGAAUGAGACUUUCAGUACAUCUAGAAGUGACCAGUAAUACCAAGUAGGAAUUGCAAUAAAGCUUGCAUCUUAUUUUUCAGAAGUUUUAUUGAUGAAUGUGUUUUCAAUAAAAUUUUAUAAAAAGUG
This is a messenger RNA of Protopterus annectens (West African lungfish), 1598 nucleotides long. It is a transcript of the gene FEN1, whose product is annotated as flap structure-specific endonuclease 1. The coding region runs from base 227 to 1372 and encodes 381 amino acids. Gene Ontology annotation, cellular component: nucleus. The transcript is spliced from 11 exons. The record is from RefSeq and is a predicted model, not a curated record. Lineage: Eukaryota; Metazoa; Chordata; Ceratodontiformes; Protopteridae. Gene Ontology annotation, molecular function: DNA binding; 5'-3' exonuclease activity; manganese ion binding.